AUGAAGAGUACUCAGAAACAACAAACGCUUGCUCGAUUCUUUGGCAGCCAGAGCAGCCAGUCUACUGCAGCGAAGAAACGGUCGAGGAGUCCGACUCCUGAAUCGUCCAACAAGGUCUUGAAGAGCGACGAUACCCCGAAGACCAGUGCAGACGAGCUGGAGGACGCAAAGGAGCUGCUCAAGAUGGAGCCCGAUGUGAAGGUUCCUGAUCUGCCUGUGGGCAAGCCGAUCCCGUACAGCAAGCUAUGUGAGGUUUUUGAGGCCCUCGAAAACGAGCCCGGCAGACUCAAGUGCAUUGAGAUUGCUUCAGAGCUGUUCACCCACGUCCUAAGCAUUUCCGAGACACAGGAGGACCAGAUCCGCAACCUUGUCGAGGUCAAUUAUCUCACGAUCAACCGGGUGAGUCCCGACUACGAGGGACUGGAACUGGGAUUGGGCGAGACUCUGCUGAUGAAGGCCCUUGCCUCUGGCACAGGACGUUCGAUGCAGCAGUUGAAAGAGGACAUGGGCGAAUACGGAGACAUUGGUCUCGUUGCGCAAAAGUCGCGUUCCAAACAGAGUCUGAUGUUUAAACCCAAACCUCUCACUGUGAGCCAGGUGUUUAACAACCUGAAGCAGAUCGCUGGGCUUUCGGGCUCGUCCUCGCAGAACAAGAAGCUGGCCAUGAUCAACAAGAUGCUCACAUCGUGCGACUCCCGCGAGGCCAAGUUCCUCAUGAGAUCGCUCGAAGGAUCGCUGCGUAUCCAGUUUGCAGAAAAGUCUGUGGUGGUGGCUCUGGCCAAAGCUCUUGCAGAGAACGAGAUGAGACAGAAGGGCAAGAAGAUCAAUCCCGACGUGCUCGCCCAGGCCGAUGAGCAGAUCAAAGAGGCGUUCUCGCAAGUGCCGAACCACGAGCUUAUCAUCGAGACAGCCAUCAAAUACGGCGUUCUCAACCUGAUGGAUCACUGUACAUUAAAACCCGGCAUUCCUGUCAAACCGAUGCUUGCCAAGCCUACCAAGUCGAUCACCGAGAUUCUGGACCAGUUCGAAAACCAGGAGUUCACGUGCGAGUAUAAGUACGACGGAGAAAGAGCACAGGUGCACUUGCUACCGGACGGAACGCUAAGAGUCUACUCGAGAAGCUCAGAGAACAUGACCCAGCGAUAUCCCGACCUGAUUCCGGUGGUGGAGGAGCUCAAGCGUCUGAAUCCUGGUGUCGAGUCGUUUAUUCUGGACUGCGAGUGUGUUGCUUGGGAUAAGAAGCAGGAGAAAAUUCUACCUUUCCAGAUCUUGUCUACACGGAAAAGGAAAGACGUUAAGGAGGAAGACAUCACCGUUCAGGUUUGUCUGUUUGCGUUUGACAUUCUGUUGUACAAUGGCGAGUCGCUAAUCAAAAUGUCUCUCAAGGAGCGCCGGGAGUACAUGUACGACAACCUGAAGGUGAUUCCUGGCAAGUUCAGGUUUUCUGAGAAGUUGGAUUCCUCUGAUUUGGACGUGAUCACCAAGUUCUUGGACCAGUCUGUGAAAGACGCCUGUGAGGGACUCAUGAUCAAAACUCUUAAUGGACAGGACAGUUUAUACGAGCCUUCCAAACGGUCGCGCAACUGGCUGAAGCUCAAGAAAGAUUACUUGGAAGGUGUUGGAGACUCUUUGGAUUUGGUGGUGAUUGGAGCCUAUGUUGGAAAAGGAAAGAGGACAGGAGGAUACGGAGGGUUUCUUCUUGCGAGCUACAACACCGACACAGGAGAAUACGAGGCCAUUUGCAAGAUCGGAACAGGUUUCAGCGACGAGAUGUUUGCAACGUUGACCGAGAAACUGAAACCCACGGAGGUUGCCGAGCCAAAGGGGUCCAUCAUAUACGACAAAACAAGCUCCAGAGGUGCUCCGGAGAUUUGGUUUGAGCCCACAAUGCUUUUCGAGGUGAAGGUGGCAGAUUUCACAGAAAGUCCCGUGUACAAAGCAGGUGCCAGUCUGUUGGGUGACGGGUCCAAGGGCGUUUCUUUGCGGUUCCCGCGGUUUAUCCGCAUCAGAGACGACAAGGCGCUCGAGGACGCCACUUCCAGCGAGCAGAUCGUGGAGCUGUACGAGAAACAGGCCAACCUUAAUUAG
Molecule: messenger RNA, 2088 nt
Organism: Ogataea philodendri
Lineage: Eukaryota; Fungi; Ascomycota; Pichiomycetes; Pichiales; Pichiaceae
Exons: 1
Coding region: 1-2088 (695 amino acids)
Biological process (GO): DNA biosynthetic process; Okazaki fragment processing involved in mitotic DNA replication; DNA repair
Cellular component (GO): nucleus; mitochondrion
Molecular function (GO): DNA binding; DNA ligase (ATP) activity; ATP binding
Source: RefSeq, a predicted model, not a curated record